AUGGCGGAGGAAAAUGUGAAAGCUAUAAAUAAGCGGAAAGCUGUUUCAUUAAGCCAAAAAAUCGAAAUUAUUACAAAGUUACAGAAUGGUGCAGCAAACGCUGCGAUUUGUAGGGAGUAUAAGUUGUCCAAGUCGACUGUCUCAACGGUAUGGGCAAAUAAGGAAAAGUAUUUAAGCGUCCAACAUGUAAAUUCUCCUUCUACCAAAAAGCUAAGAGGGUCGUCUAAGCCAGAAGUAGACCAGUCACUUCUGAAAUGGUUUUCAUUAAAACGUAGCCAGAACAUUCCUAUUUCGGGACCCAUUCUUCAAGCCAAAGCUGCGGAAUUUGAAAAAAUUACGAAAACUCUGAAUACUCAGGAAUCACAAGAAGAACCAGGGUCUUCAUCGAAAGAAAUUGAAUACUCUAGAGGAUGGAUUGACCGCUUUAAACGCAGAUAUGACAUUCAAUCUGGGAAAAUUCAUGGUGAAUCGGCUAGUGUGUCUUUGGAAGUUACCAACCAGUGGAUAAAUACAGUUUGGCCUGGUUUGAGAAGUAAAUAUGAAAAGUGUGACACCUUUAACGGUGAUGAAACCGGAUUAUUUUUUAAACUGACACCUGACAGAACCCUAAAAUUCAAAGGAGAUAAAUGUUCUGGAGGAAAAUUGAGUAAGGAGCGCAUUACUGUGUUUGUCUGUUCAAACAUGGAUGGAUCUGAAAAACGUAGACUUGUUGUAAUUGGCAAGUCUGCUUCACCAAGAUGCUUUAAGGCAACAAAAAAUCUUCCAGUGACGUACUAUUCAAAUAAGCGAGCAUGGAUUACAUCGGAGAUCUUCGAAAAAAUUUUGAGAGAUUGGGACACGGAAUUGGAGAAAAGGAAAAGGAAAAUUUUGCUAUUGGUUGAUAACUGUCCGGCCCAUCCAAAGGUACUCAAUCUUAAACGCAUUGAGUUAAUCUUUUUGCCUCCAAAUGUUACAGCCGUGCUUCAACCUAUGGAUCAGGGCGUCAUACGUAGUUUGAAAUCUCAUUAUAGGCAGCAGCUUUUGUUUAAGUUAAUUCGCGCUUUAGAUAGUAAUAAUGAUUUAAAAAUUACAUUACUAGACGCUGUUAUGAUGCUAGUGACUGCUUGGGGACGAGUCAGCUCUACAACCAUCUUGAACUGCUUCCGUCAUGCAGGAUUAGAUAUUGGGCGUGAUGCGUUUGACGAAGACGACGACAUUCCAUUGGCUUUAUGGAUAGAGAAGGAAAGAAGUAAAGAAAUAGAUAAUAUACCAGAUUUGAAUGAGUGGGCAAAAAGUAACUCAAUAACAGAUUUUGAUGACUUUAAUUUAACAGAGUAUGCCACUGCCGAUGACAAUUUAGUUGUAGCUGAGUUUCCUUCUGAUGCAGAGAUAGUGUCUUCAGUAAGCAGCCAAAUCGACAUUGAAAGCGAAGAACUAGAAAAAGGAGAAGAUAGUACAGAAGGAGAAAAUCAAAGGGAGCUGCCUACGACAUUGGAAGCCUUGGACUCAUUGGAGACAGUAAAUAAGUUUUUACGUUUUAAUAAUCCCACCGAUGAUUGUAUUAACGCAUUAGAACUUAUUCAUGGUACGAUUCAGAAAUCUCUUUUAGAAAAACGUAAAAAGCAAACAAAAGUUACAGAGUUUUUUAAAUUGUAG
Molecule: messenger RNA, 1635 nt
Organism: Photinus pyralis (common eastern firefly)
Lineage: Eukaryota; Metazoa; Arthropoda; Insecta; Coleoptera; Lampyridae
Product: tigger transposable element-derived protein 4-like
Exons: 1
Coding region: 1-1635 (544 amino acids)
Cellular component (GO): nucleus
Molecular function (GO): DNA binding
Source: RefSeq, a predicted model, not a curated record